AUUUGUUGGAGAGUUUCAGUAAUUGUAGAGAUGCUCUGCAUAAGUUAUGACAGUGUACAAAGUGCAGCCAUUAAAAUAUUCAAAUAAGCGCAAUAAACUUAUUUUAUUACUAUGCUUCCCAGUAAUCGUCAUAAUCGCUUCAAAGCUGACUCAUUGAAACAGCACACUAAAGAACAAAGAUUUAAUCAGUCAGGUUACGUUAGAAAAUGGCACAAGACUUAUACAAGUGAACCAAAAAAAUCUCAUCCUAACAAUAUUUUAAGAAUCAACAUUUUAGAUUCUUAUUAUCAAAUCACAACUGAUAUACUUUAUUAUCUAUUCUGUCAAUAUGGAAAUGUACAACGAAUUGUCAUUUUUGUAACGAAUGGUGCAAUGAUUGAGUUUGAUUCUAUAGAAGGAGCUUCGCUUGCAAAAAAAUAUCUGAAUGGCUUUUGUCUUUUUUCUGGAUGUAAUAAAAUGCAAAUUGAGUUUGCCUGGACUUCAAAGCUUUUUGUGAAACAUAACGAUGUGCAAAAAUCGUGGGAUUAUUCAAAAACGCCUUACAAUCCCAAUUCUUCAUAUCAAACUCAGCGUAAUUAUCAAGAACAAGAUAUGAAUCAAAUCACAUAUGGAGCAAGUUUUCAAAAUUAUCAAAGUUCGCAAUCAUACUUUAAUACUCGAAAUAUUAAUGGAGAUUAUUCUAUAAGUCAUUUUAACCAAAAUUUGACUUCAUUUGCUAAAACGCCUUUGCAACAACCAAGCAUUGUUCUUGUUUCGGGUUUACCUGAAGAUGUAACAAAUCCUGACAUGCUCUUUAAUCUUUUAAGUCUUUACGGAAAUAUCUCGAGAAUUCAAUUCCUUUUCAAUCUUCAAGGUUCAGCCAUAGUUCAAAUGUUUGAUGCUGUCUCAGCUGAUAAUUGUAUAAAAUUUCUGAAUCACAUUAAUAUUGGAAUGAAUGGAGUCCUUCAAGUUUUUUGGUCAGAUCAACAUGUUUUUCCAUCAAACAAAAAUGCAUUCAUGUUGAGAGACGGUGUCUGGAGCUUCAAAGAUUUCGCAGAUUCGAAAAAUCAACGAUUCUUAAUUCCUCGCCCUAGCUAUUGGAUUCAACCUCCAUCAAAAAUCAUACGUUUUUACAACUUGCCACCAAAUUCAUCUGAAACUGAUAUUCUCGCAAUAUUCGCCAUGCAAAACGUUCCUGCCAUUAAGGGAAGGAGCACUCUGCAUAUGGCUUGUUCGAAUUCAAAACCAGAGAUUGUUGAGUUUCUGGUAAGAAGCGGUGCGAAUGUUGUACAAAAAGAUUUGGAAACUUCAUGGACACCAUUACACAGAGCAGUUCAAUAUAUUUCUUUUGAUUCGGCUGUAAUUCUUAAACGUUAUGGCGCAUCAUUCGAUUCAUUUGAUUUAGAUUUCACGACUCCACUUCAACUUUUGCCUUCAAUACCGGCAAAAGCAGUUGAAAAAGCUGUUUACGUUUGGGGAAGAAAUAAGAACUAUAAUCUUGGGUUUGGAAAUGCUUCAUCACGAACACAUCCUGAUACAUUAAAAGGAUUGCCACCUAUUGAAAAAGCAUCAGUGAAUAGAUUUCAUAGUUUAUUUCUGACAAGCUCUCGUAAACUUUUCGGUUGUGGCUACGGUAAAGAAGGACGACUUGGGACAGGAAGCGAAUCGAUCUUAACAGAUCCACAGGAAAUAAAUGUUAAAUUCAAUCACAAGAAUGAGAAAAUUGAGAAUGUGUAUGCUGGACUAACACAUUCAUUCAUUGUCACGAUGAAAUCAGUUUAUGGAACUGGAUCGAACAAAUAUUUUCAAUUAGGAUUGAAGAAUGUUGAAUCGACGCUUUCUUUCAUGGAAAUCCAUAUAGAAAAGGCCCACAACGACUUGAAAUGUUUAAAGUGCAUUAUAGCAAAUGAUUAUCAUACAGUGUUUGUUUCACAUUCAGCAGUUUUUGUUUGUGGUCUAAAUGUUGGUCAAUUUGGUGGAAUUCAAGAGUCAGUGCCAGUUCCAAGAGUACUGUCUCAUCCUGCCAUGUCUAAAAGCCAUGUUGAAUGGGUGGCAAGUAACAAUGCUUCUAUUUUUAUUUACACUCAUGGUGAUGCACGUUCUGUAAACAGCGGAUUCAAUCUUUGCAUAUUUUACAAUCGAAAAGUUAAGAUUUAUAGGAAUCCUUUAAAUGAAUAUCUCGUUCAAUGUUGUGUAAGUGGAGGUGAAAUGAUGUACAAUAGCGACGAAAUUGUAGCCAAUUCUAGUCAAAAACCUCUAACUGCAAUAGUAAUGACUGAAUAUAAAAAUCUCUACAUUUGGUAUGAAGACGUCAUGAAAUUUGUCAGAAUUCAUAUUUCAUCAAUGUUUGAAAGGCAAAUCACUUCGAUCAGUACGUGUGGUGAUGAUUUCCUCAUCAUAGCAAAAAAACAUCUUUUCCAAGCAACUUUGCAGCACAAAAUGAGUAAAAACUAUCAGAUUGAGUCCAAGGAUGUUGAAUUCACUCCGAGACGCGAUGUCGAAUAUUCUUUAUCAUCAAAAAUGUCAGUGAAAAGAAUUCAAUAUUUGUCAAAUGUUCUGAAAACUUAUUGUGAUGUUGAUGGCGAAAGUUUCAUGGCAAUUUUAGAGAAUGGAAAAGUUGAAGUUAAAGAUCGUCCAAAGGAAAAAUAUGAUUUCACUUCACUUCUUGAUUCUGAUCAUUAUAUUUAUAGUGGAAUAAUGGACGUGAUGUUUAAUGUGCAACAAGAAUCAUUUUAUGCAAAUCGUUUUGUUGUUUCAUCGCAAUGUGUUCAUUUGAAAAAUUUAAUUGAUCGGGAAAUUGUGAAUAAAGUUUGUACCAUCAAAGAUGAACGUUUGACUCCAGCAAUGUUUCGAUGUAUAUUGUUAUGGAUUUACAAAGCAGAUCUGAACGAGCAGGACUUGACAGAUGUGUUCAUAAACCAAAAAGAUUCAAAACGUUUCGAAAUUGCUGUGAAUAACUUUUAUGACAUUGCAGUCGAAUGGAAUCUCAAAAGCGUCGUCGCAUCACUAAUUAAAUUUAAAACAUUCAACAAAAUUCUGAAACAACCUGAAAGUGUUAACAAUGUAACGACAUUUAAAUGGUUUUCCAUGGAAAAUCUUCCCGAACUUUACGAUGUCACAAUUUUACUCAACGAUAAUCAAAUCAUAAAAGCACAUAAAGUUGUUCUCAUGAUGCGCAUCGAAUACUUUAAAAUGAUGUUCGCUCAUAGUUGGAGUGAAGGAAGUUCCAUUGACUUACGACACAUUUCCAUUAACUUUAUGAAGCCAAUCAUCCAGUUCGCUUAUGACAAUAACGUUGAUAUGAUAAUGAAAGCAAAUUUCACAGACAACUUCAUGUUCAACAUGUGCACAAUUCUUGAUCAAUAUUUGAUAGAAAAUGUGAAGAAUAUUUUCGAGACAAUGCUAAUGAAGAAAGUGAAUUUAAGAAAUUGUGUUGAGAAUUUGGAGUUUAGCUACACUUUCAAUUGUCUCUUAUUACGAGAACAUUGUCACGAGUUUAUAUGUUUGAAUCUCUCAAGAUUAUUAGAAUCAAACAUUUUUGACAAUAUCGAUUUGAAUAUAAUGAAGGAAUUAAAUUUAUAUUAUCGAAAAUACUUUAAACUGGAAACAGAAUCAUGCCACAUAAUAACACCAGCGUUUGAUGCUCCGAGUGAAGAAGAAAUUGAUAAAGUUGUUGGUGACUUUGAUCUUUCAUCUUAUUGCGAUGCCAUGGAGCAAACAUUAAAUAAACCUCAAAAGACGAGAAAGAAAAUGACAAAAUCAGAGAUAUUGAAACGAAAUUAUGAAAAGGAAGGAAUGAAGAACAUGAGAGAUGAAGAAGUUUUUGAAAUCGCUUCACCAACAUCUCCUGAACUCAAUAAUAGUUUCAAUAACGACAAAACUAACGAACAUGACGAUGAUUGUAGUAAUAAUUGGCAGAAAAAGAAAAAGGAAAGGAAAAAUAGUGGAAAAUCCAGAGUUUUGACUGCUGCCAAAGUAAAUGAAAUCUUGAAGAACGAUGAAGUCGUUCAAGAUGAUAACAUGAUGGUGGAGUUGAAAAGCUUCAGAAAGUCAUUGAGUGAAGAACCUUCAGAACCAUUGAGGAAUUCCAUUACACUCGCUGAUUUUGGGAUUAAAACAAAGAAAAAAGUUGUUGAAGUGUCACCGAAAGUUGAAACAACUUCUAUUGAAGUUGAAAAAGCAAAAUCAGCAUGGAACAUGGAUAAUGUUGAUCUUCAUCCAAUCAACAUUCAAAAUCCAUCAGAUCCAUUUAAUCUUUCUUCAACAAAAAAAGGAUCUUCUUCUAAAAAGUCACCCAAAGUAGUAAACAAACCAUUAAUUGAAAGGAACUUUACUUCAAUUAUUCGUGACGAGUACAAAGACAAAUCAAAUUAUGAAAAGAUUAAAUCGAAAUCUUUGAUUUUAACACAAAUAGAAGAGCAAGCAAUCAUGGAAUUAUCAGAAUUUUAUAACAUUGAAAACAUAUUCGAUGAAAAUAUAACAAUACGACGAAAGGUUCAAAGCUCAGCUCGUAAUUUAUCACAGUGGCAACAUUAA
Messenger RNA from Clunio marinus, 4515 nucleotides. NCBI's taxonomy places the organism in Eukaryota, Metazoa, Arthropoda, Insecta, Diptera, Chironomidae. The record is from the annotation of a GenBank genome assembly.